This is a messenger RNA of Capsella rubella, 1029 nucleotides long. RefSeq names its product homeobox-leucine zipper protein ATHB-21. Gene Ontology annotation, molecular function: DNA-binding transcription factor activity, RNA polymerase II-specific; sequence-specific DNA binding. The record is from RefSeq and is a predicted model, not a curated record. The coding region runs from base 80 to 730 and encodes 216 amino acids. Gene Ontology annotation, cellular component: nucleus. Gene Ontology annotation, biological process: positive regulation of DNA-templated transcription. The transcript has 3 exons. NCBI's taxonomy places the organism in Eukaryota, Viridiplantae, Streptophyta, Magnoliopsida, Brassicales, Brassicaceae.
AGUGAGACAACAAAACAAACACUUAUCUGUUGAAUCUCACAUAGAGAGAGAAGAAGAAGAAGAAGAAGAAGAAGAAAACAUGAACAACCAGAAUGUAGAUGAUCAUAAUCUUCUACUCAUUUCUCAGUUGUACCCUGAUGUCUAUACUCCAUUGGUACCACAACAAGCAGGAGAAGCAAAACAAGCACGGCGGAGGAAAAGGAAGAGCAAGAGUGUUGCGGUGGCGGAAGAAGGAGGCAAUGGAUGGUUUAGAAAGAGAAAACUGAGUGAUGAGCAAGUAAGAAUGUUGGAGAUUAGCUUUGAAGACGAUCAUAAGCUUGAAUCUGAGAGGAAAGAUCGGCUUGCUUUGGAGCUAGGGCUUGACCCUCGUCAAGUCGCCGUCUGGUUCCAAAACCGCCGUGCACGGUGGAAGAACAAGCGCGUUGAGGAUGAAUACACUAAACUCAAGAACGCAUACGAAAACGUCGUCGUUGACAAGUGUCGUCUUGAUUCUGAGGUUCUUCAACUAAAGGAACAACUCAAUGAGGCUGAAAGAGAGAUCCAAAGGCUUGCACAAAGAGUUGAAGGGACUUUAAGCAACAGUCCGAUCUCAUCUUCUGUGACCGUUGAAGCCAAUCAUGCCACACCGUUCUUUGGAGAUUACGAUAUUGGUGUGGACGGCGACGGUGAUAACUUGAUCUACUCGUCGGAUUAUAUUGAUGGCUUAGAAUGGAUGAGCCAAUUUAUGUGAAAAUAUCAUUAGCUAGCUAAUCUAUUAUUUAUUGUGUUAUAAAAAUUCUAUAUAUAUAGCUAGCUAGGGGUUAAUUGUGGUAAUGACUAGAUAUAGAAAUAUAAUUGGUCCAUAUCUACAAUGAAGCAUAAUGUAUAUAAACUUAUGGGUCUAAUUCGCUAGUGUGACAUUGUGGAUAUAUAUAUAUAUAUCUAUCUCGUAGCAUCGAUUGUUUAGGUUGAUAGAUGUUAAGUUUGGACAAAAACGAAUGUGUGUAUAUAUCUGUCAAUUAUAUAAGUAAAAGUGUUGAUCUUAUUAUA